Molecule: messenger RNA, 1759 nt
Organism: Ruditapes philippinarum (Manila clam)
Lineage: Eukaryota; Metazoa; Mollusca; Bivalvia; Venerida; Veneridae
Product: complement receptor type 2-like
Exons: 2
Coding region: 1346-1759 (137 amino acids)
Source: RefSeq, a predicted model, not a curated record
UUGACAAAAUCUAAAACCUACAGUUUUUAUGGUUUUCUUACAUGUUAACAGCAAACGCCUAUUUUUAAUUGAAUGACAAAUAAGGAAUAAAGUAACUUUUUUAAUUUUGCAUGUAGAUAAAGCCACAUAUCUCCAGUUGUUGUGUUAGUAAUAACCAGUACUCGGUGGGGAUAUACAUUCAACGAAUUUGCGUGUUUUUUAGGUUGGAGUGGAACGGGGUUGGUGGAAAAAGGAAUAAGAAAAAAAAAAGAAAAAAAAUAUUAAAAAUUUUAAGUUUCUCUUUAUAUACUUUUAAUAACCGUCUGGCAGCUUGCAACAGCAUCCGGUUAUAAUGACAAUACUUUUCAAGUAACGGAUAUACUAACUUAUUUUUCCAUGCAAUCUUUGCAUCAACGACACUUUAUCAUAAGUGCGUAGAAUUCAAACAUUAGUGACGAAAUUGUCAAACUGCUACACAUAGAUAGCGUCCUCUUAACUUACUAACUUUGUUUACUGAAUUUGCCCAGGUUUGAAUUUUGUACAGUGCGCUCGAAUUUUAAGCCUUACAGAGCUGGGAAAAAAGUAGUUAGCCUUUGGCACUAGUAUAGAGGAUAUAUAUUUUAAAACACAACGUGCUGAUUUUUUCAGUAAGUAUAUUUUUCUUAAAUUAUUUUCUCUGGAAUUUUCACCCUUUACAUACUUCUAUUUCUUUAAACGGACUGAUUAUUUAAUAUCAGAAAGUUUUCCAGCUAUAAAUUACGGGAGAUCGGUUUUCAACUCGUGUACUUGUUCUUGAAAAAAAAUCGCCCCUGGGAUUUAAGAAAUACAACGGCGGGUCGCAGAGCGAAAACAUGCUAAUUAGCGGGGGCGCGGGGCGAAGUUUAAUAAAUAAAUUUUAUAAAUAAGCGUGUUUUCGCUCCGCGCCCCGCCAUUUUAUCUGGUUAAUUCUCGACUUUUUGCUUGGCGGGUGCGUUGCUAAUUAGCGGGGAGCCGAAGAUGUCGCCCCGCAAGUUUAAUAAAUAAAACGUCGCCCCGCACCCUCCGCUAAUUAGCGUGAUUUCGUCCCGCUACCCCGUCAAGCGAAAAGUUGAGAGUUAACUAGAUGUUACUAAAUAAUAAUAAUAAACAUUUUUGAGGAACAAUCGAAAAUGUUUGCUUAUUUGUAAAUGUUAAUAUACAUGUAUUUAUUUUGUUCUCUGCUCUUACCAAUAAACUAAAGUCAAAAUAGUUAUCAUACAUUCCUAGCUGAGAUUUUCAUACCCGAGGUUUGCAAAUAUCGCGUAUAUCAGAUGGUAUCUAUUCGGCCAAUGUCUAUAAAUUAUUUACAGGUUAAGAAAGAACGUAAACAGACAGAAGACAAAAGAAGAUGACAUUGCUUGAUGUUUGUAAAGUCAUGCUGGCAUCUUUGUUAGGAGCGGUCUGCAUCAAAGGAGAGUGUGAAAGUCCACCAGUUAUCCAAAAUGCUUAUAACAACUUAACAGAUACACCGCCUUACACCCAAAACACGCCAACAUACAAUGUAGGUACAAUUAUUCAAUUUGCUUGUAAUGAAGGCUAUGCGAUGUCCGGUCAAAACACAAUGCAAUGUCGUAUAGAUGGUGAGUGGUUACCUUCAACGCCACCGACAUGUACCGUGAUGGACUGUGGGGAAUUUGGGUCAAUACAAAACGCAGAUUUAUUCCAGGAUAGCGCUUCUACUGAAAGAAAUCACUAUAGUAGUGUCGUACAGGUCACGUGCCUUAAUGGGACGGGACCUCUCAGUAGGACCAUCACAAGUUAA